ACUGGUGGUUGGGCAGAAAGCAUUUUAGCUGCAUUUGUGGUGUUCCCCAGCCCAACCCUCACACGCUGUGUGAAUGUCAGAGUUGUGCAAACAGCAGUGGGACGAGCAGCUUAAGGGACUUCAGGAUAAGCUAGAACAUCCAGCUGCUUGCAAGCUCUGGUAAACACGCUUUUCCUGUAGUGAACUGUGGGACGUGCAACUACAGCAGAUUUCAGGACUGUCUCCAGAAACAGUUACUAGAUGCUGUGCCAUAGCAGCAGUCCUUGUUCUGAAAAAUUUUGAAUGGUUUUAAGUCGACUGAAAAUAAGCUCAUGCACCAGUCUAUCAACUGCCUGCUUUGAACAUAACUUGACCAGGAUGCAGCAAAGGCCCAAACUCAAAUGCAGAAAACAGCGUCUGUACAUAGCAACGCUGUAUCAGCACUGGAUCUGAACACUCCAUAUGCAGAAAUGAUUUGGCAACUAGCAUCUUACUGGUCACCCCUGGUUACACUCCUGAUUUUUGGUCUGCUUCUGCAGCCACCAGUCACACAGCUUUCCAUCAUCACACAGCCAAACAUUGUUCUGUUGAUGGCUGAUGACCUCGGCAUAGGGGAUGUAGGUUGCUAUGGGAAUGAUACUAUCAGGACCCCGAACAUUGAUCGCCUGGCAAAGGAAGGAGUGAAACUGACCCAACACAUUGCUGCAGCUCCACUUUGCACCCCCAGCAGAGCAGCUUUCCUCACUGGCAGAUAUCCCCUCCGAUCAGGGAUGGAUGCUACAAACAACUACCGUGUUAUUUUUUGGAAUGCUGGCUCAGGAGGCCUUCCUCCAAAUGAAACCACUUUUGCCAAAAUACUGCAGAAGCAAGGCUACAGCACAGGACUGAUAGGGAAGUGGCAUCAAGGUGUUAACUGUGAAUCCCGCAAUGACCAUUGCCAUCACCCUUUAAAUCAUGGAUUUGACUAUUUUUAUGGGAUGCCUUUUACGCUAAUAAGUGACUGUCAACCAACAGAAACACCGGAGAUGGACAGAGCCUUUAGAAGGAAACUCUGGCUUUCUACUCAAAUGAUUGGCCUCAUUGCACUCACUGCUGCCCUGGGAAGACUGACCGGCUUGAUUCCAGUCCACUGUAAAACACUGAUCUGCCUUGCUGGGUUUAGUCUCCUGUUCUUUGUAUCCUGGUUCUCAAGUUAUGGGUUUGUUCGCUACUGGAACUGCAUUAUGAUGAGAAACCAUGAAGUUACUGAGCAGCCAAUGGUGACAGACAGAACUACAUCCCUUAUCUUGAGAGAGUCCAUUUCAUUUAUUGAAAGAAAUAAGCACAAGCCAUUCCUCCUCUUUCUUUCCUUUUUACAUUCCCACACCCCUCUCCUCACCACAGAGAAGUUCCUUCAGAGGAGCAGACAUGGUUUAUAUGGAGACAAUGUAGAGGAGAUGGACUGGAUCGUGGGCCAGGUUCUAGAUGCUAUUGAUAAGGAAGGUUUGAAAGAUACUACACUAGUUUACUUUGCCUCUGAUCAUGGUGGAUGGCUGGAAAGACAAGAAGACAAAAGGCAGCUGGGUGGCUGGAAUGGAAUAUACAAAGGUGGAAAAGCUAUGGGAGGCUGGGAAGGAGGAAUUCGUGUUCCAGGCAUAUUUAGAUGGCCAGGAGUGUUACCUCCAGGAACAGUUAUUGAUGAACCUACAAGCCUUAUGGAUAUUUAUCCUACAGUAGUUCAUCUGGCUGGAGGGGCAGUGCCUCAGGACAGGAUAAUUGAUGGCCGGGAUCUGAUGCCUCUACUGCGAGGAACGGUUGUGCACUCAGAGCACGAGUUCCUGUUCCACUACUGUGGCAUUCAUUUACAUGCUGUGAGGUGGCACCAGAAAGACAGUGGAGCCAUUUGGAAGGCUCACUAUGUGACCCCUAUCUUCAGUCCUCCUGGAGCUGGGGCUUGUUAUGAUAGAGGAUUUUGCCCAUGUUUUGGGGAAGGUGUGACCCACCAUGACCCUCCGUUGCUGUUUGAUCUCUCACGAGACCCUUCUGAAGCCAAACCUCUCUCGGCUGACAUUGAGCCCCUCUUUGACACUGUCAUAAGGACAAUUGGAAGAGCCAUCGAAGAGCAUCGCAGGACACUGACUCCAGUCCCAGAGCAGCUCUCCGUGUACAACGUGGUGUGGAAGCCGUGGCUGCAGCCAUGCUGUGGGACAUUCCCAUUCUGCUGGUGUGAUAAGGAAGGUGAUAGUAAACUUGCUGACCUGUAAAGGAUGGAAAGAGAUACUUCCUCAGAAAUGUAUUUAGAUUAAGAGUGUUUCCUUUCGGGGUGUUGAUCAGUGGGUCAUUUGUUUCUCUAAAUGGAGCCUUUGUAUAAGAAUUGUUCCAGUGAAUGGCACAGUAUUUAGUAAAGGUGGCUAUAGGCUGGACUCUCUCAGGUAGGGAUUAAGACAGAAUGCUCUGAAGACUAUGUUUUAACUUGCAUCUGCUGACAACUGAAUGAAUAGUUCAAAUGCACCGAAGCAGGUAAAGAUUAGAUCUGUACAAGUAAUGAUAUAACUUACGUUUUGAUGAUUACGAAUGUACGCUCAGAAGCUUUGUUUUGGUUUUUUUGUGCCGAAUUUCUACGUGAGUCCUGGACUGAGGUCUUCCUUAAUUUUGUUAUCAUUACUGGUGAUGUAUAAGGUGCUCCUAU
Molecule: messenger RNA, 2647 nt
Organism: Neopelma chrysocephalum (saffron-crested tyrant-manakin)
Lineage: Eukaryota; Metazoa; Chordata; Aves; Passeriformes; Pipridae
Product: arylsulfatase D-like
Exons: 12
Coding region: 381-2222 (613 amino acids)
Molecular function (GO): arylsulfatase activity
Source: RefSeq, a predicted model, not a curated record